CACAGCGGUAGGAGUAGUAUGCUUCUCUGAUUCUCUAUCUCUGGCAAGCAGACAGCAGCAGCCUACCCCGAUCUGCCCCCGCCCGCCGCCGCCGAUUCACCGCCAGCAUCAGCAAGCGACGACUCCGGUCGAGAUGGCGGCGUCAUUUGUCUCCUCGCUCACGGCGCCCCUCAUCUCCGCCGUCCUCGGUGGCGCCAUCGCCCUCGUCUUCCUCGCCGGCUACCUCCGCCGCAAGCGCGCCGCCAUCGCCCACAUCCCUCCCUCCGCCACCGCCGCCGCCCCGGACCAGCCCAAGCACGUCCGCCCCUCCAACCAGGCCCAGCACAAGAAGGGCCACCCCCGCCCGCAUCACAACGCCGCCGAUAAGGAUGCUGCCAAGAAGCACCACCAUCUUGAUGUUAACACCUUGAGGGGGCACACUGACUCAGUCACUGCACUCCACUUCUCCAAUGAUGGCGCCAACUUAUCCACCGUGUGUGCUGAUGGAGCUGUAAGGGUAUUCAGGAUCGAUGAUACAUCAAGCAAGAGCUUUAAGAUUCUGAGGAUAAACUUGCCUGCUGGAGCACAUCCUACCGGUGUUGCUUUCUCGGAGGGCUCUUCAUCUGUUGUUGUGGCAGCACAGGCUCUUCUGGGCUCAUCUCUCUAUAUGUAUGCGGAUGUCAGUGCUCCUCCAACAGCCCAAAACAAGCAGCAGGGUAAGCUGUCUCCGCCUGAGAUCAAGUGGAGUCACCAAAAGAUUCAUGGAAAGGAGUCAGUGCUCAACCUUGCAGCAGCCCAGGCAACUCAUGGGCCUGGAGAUGGGAGCACUAUAAUUAUUUCGUGCUCAGAAGGUUUGUUAUUUCCUGCUAAGGUUACUUACCCUAGACUAUCUGCAGCAACCGAUAUCAAAGUUUGGCACGGGAAGAGUGGAAAGGAGUUGGGUACUGUUGACACCAAUCAGCUAAAAAAUAAUAUGGCUGACAUAUCCCCAAAUGGUCGCUUCAUAGCUGCUGCAGCUUUUACUGCUGAUGUCAAGGUGUGGGAGAUAGUUUACUCAAAGGAUAGUUCAGUGAAAGAAGUUAAUAAAGCCAUGCAACUCAAGGGUCACAAGAGCGCUGUUACUUGCUUGUGCUUUGCCCCAAAUUCUGAGCAAAUUAUCACUGCAUCCAAAGAUGGUUCCAUCCGAGUAUGGAACAUUAAUGUAAGGUAUCAACUUGAUGAGGACCCAAAAACCUUAAGAGUUUUGCCAAUUCCACUGCAUGACUCAAAAGGUUCGGUUUGCCAAUAUGAUCACAUGAGCAUCUCUCCUGAUGGUAAAGUUCUGGCUGUAACAAGCGGAUCAACAUUGCAAUGGUUAUGUGUGGAAACUGGUGCAGUUUUGGAUACAGCUGAGAAAGCUCAUGAAGGUGAUAUAACUGGCAUUGCUUGGGCUCCACGGAAAAUUCCCAAUGGUGGCGUGCCUGUAUUUAUUUUGGGGACUGCUGGUGUGGACAAGAAGGUGAAACUUUGGUUAGCUCCACAGCUUGGUUCAACAUGAGUAAUGGAGGACGGAGCAUUUCCUAACCACAAGGUCACGGAAAGAAAGGAAACAAGAAUAGAAGAAAACAGGGGAAGGCCUUGAUUUGUACUUUAUAUGCACUGAAGCAUACAUAGUUGCGGUCCUUUGAGCUCGAGGGACAGCACUGAGGCAGGCCUGUGUGAUGAGAGAGUGAAACAUGGAGACUGCACGCGCACGUGCCUAGAGGCAGUAGUUUCGCUAUAGAUUGUGCCAGGUUUUUGAAAUAAAUUGAGUGUUGUCUGCAAUUUUAUUUUUCCUUUACUUUUGCUGGGAAUGGUUGUGCAGGCAAACUAUGUGGUUUGAUAGUGUUUGUUAUACCAAGUGGUUUAUUUUAGUGCCUGGAA
Molecule: messenger RNA, 1881 nt
Organism: Panicum virgatum (switchgrass)
Lineage: Eukaryota; Viridiplantae; Streptophyta; Magnoliopsida; Poales; Poaceae
Product: transducin beta-like protein 2
Exons: 10
Coding region: 134-1516 (460 amino acids)
Molecular function (GO): protein binding
Source: RefSeq, a predicted model, not a curated record